Molecule: messenger RNA, 6577 nt
Organism: Sardina pilchardus (European sardine)
Lineage: Eukaryota; Metazoa; Chordata; Actinopteri; Clupeiformes; Clupeidae
Gene: phf3
Product: PHD finger protein 3
Exons: 16
Coding region: 145-5991 (1948 amino acids)
Biological process (GO): DNA-templated transcription
Source: RefSeq, a predicted model, not a curated record
UGCAGAAGGCAGUAAUGGCGGCGUAGCUAGGGGAGAACCGGUAGCCUGAACUAGCUUACAAGAUUCACUGCGACUUUAAUCUGGAAGUAAUGGUCAAGUCUAUAGAUAAGAGUUGCGAGAGUUUUCAGACAGGCAGAGGCAUUCAUGGAUGUAGUUGACUCCUUUACCUGUUUAAUUCCCAGUGAUCAGUUGGAUGACUCCUUGUUGCUUGGCCAGAACUUGGAAUGUGAAGCAAGUGAUGAGUUUGGAUCAGGUCACAAAAGACCAGGCGACUCGUUAAAGAACAUGCUCAGUGACAAAGACCCUAUGUUCGGGUCUGCCAGCACUCAGUUCCAUCUGCUGGACAAUGAUGAGUCUAACUUUGCCAUCUUAACAGGUCACAACAUGAGUGCGUCAGGACGUGGCCGUGGUGUCUCCAGGGGUCAGUCGGUCGGCCGCAGGAUGUUACGGGGUGGCAGGAGAGGCUCAAGGGGCGGCAGGGGAGCGAGUGGUGCUCCCAAGAACGCUUCGAGCCCAGCAGAGCAAGGAGGCGGCAGAGGUUCAGGGCGAGGCGUGCGGGGCAGGCGCACGGGCCCGGGCAGGAGAGGGGUCAGCAUGAGGAGGGCAGGAAGAGGCCGAGGCAGAGCGGCGGGGAGGAGCCCACCAGGGUCUUCCUCCUCCUCUGACGACGAUUCCCCGCGGCGGCGUAAGCGUGAGCUGCUUCUGAGCCGACGGUACGACGCGAACAGCGUCCCCCCGUCCAUGAGCCCCGUCGUGGUGCUGAGGCGCCUGACCGUCACCGUCGGCGGCUUCCGCAUCGAGCUGCUCCCGGGGCCUUCCCACCUGGCCGGCGUGGCGAGCCUCACCGUGGAGCAGGGUGCGCACGAGGGACUGGUGUGCGUGGACGGCAUGGGCGUCAGCGUGAACGCAGAGGACAUUAUGACCGCCGACAGCUCCGUGGUGGUCGAAGCCGUCCGAGACCGAGACCCACGCAGAGCUGCCCAGCAGAAGAAGGUGAUCGCGGUCUCCGGAGGAGGCGAUGCGGCGAUGGACCUCGGGCCGUACGUGAACCCUAACGAAGUCCAAAACACCAACGGUGCUCUGUUGCCGAAACCGGCCGCAAAGGUUUCUGCUUCGCUGGUCCCUAAAGCAGCCAGUGACCAAAAUGACCCUCCAAAGGCCAAGAGCAGCAAGAUGCAGGGGAAGAACAACGUGGCACUGCCGGACUCACCCACCAAGAAUUUAAAAUCAAAGGAGGCCUUGUCCUCCCCCAAGCCCAAGCCAACGGUACCUGGGAAACCCGCUACUGCCAGAAAGGGCCUAAACCAUCCCCACCUGAAGAAGGUGCCGCCGCGACGCAUGCUGAAGAACCCUGCGGACUUGAAGCGAAAGCUGCAGAACAAUGUAGCAUUGAAGCGGCCUGGAGAGCCGAUCAAGGCUGCUGGUGGGCCUGUGCCUAAAGUGCAGAAGAUCCGGCAGGAAACCUCCGCCAAGCAACCCGCCAAGCCAGGUGCACCCAGACCUGAAAUCAGCAAGCUGCAGCAGGCGCCAAGGCCACAGGGACCAAGGCCGCAGCCCCCACCCUCUCACCCCCCCUCUCACCCUCCCUCUCAUCCUCCCUCUCACCCCGGCGCCCAGCAGAGCCCCCACAAGCAGGCCGGCCCCCCCCAGAGGAAGCCUCCCCCCCCGCAGAGCCCCUCGCCGGUCAAGAAGCCGGAGCAGGGCGCGCUGAAGGAGCUGGCGGAGAACGAGGAGCAGGAGCGGGAGCGCGAGCGCGAGCGCCACCGGCAGCGCAAGGAGAAGGUGCUGCAGAAGCAGCGCAGCCGCAGCGCGCGCAGCGUCUCCGUGGACGAGCCCGAGCUCUUCAUCCCCGACAACGCCCCGCCCUCCUCCGGCAGGAAGGAGGAGACCGUGGAGGAGGAGCCCGUCGCCGCCGCCGACGAGGAGGGGGCGGCGCAGUGGGAUCCCAGCAAGCACUGCGGCCUCUGCAAGAAAGCCCACAGCAACAGGUUCAUGGUCGGGUGUGGGCGCUGUGACGACUGGUUCCAUGGCGACUGCGUGGGCCUGGACCUGGACAAAGUCCAGCAGAUGGAGCAGGAGGACCAGGAGUACGUGUGCCUGCGCUGCUGUGAAGACGAGGACACCACCCGCGCCGAGCCGGGCGCCUCCGACCCCGUCGCCAAAGACCACGCGCCCAAGACCGACGCCCAGCAGCAGCAGCAGCAGCCCUCCAGACACAAGCAGGGCCAAGGGGUCACCACCGGGGGAGUCCGGCCCUUCAGAAAGGAUUCCACUUCAGAAAGGAGGCCGUCAUCAGAAUCAAAAGAUUCUACAUACAGAAGUGGAUCAACUGUGAAGUCAGAGAAACAUAAAGCUAAAGUGUCAUCUGUGAGCAUGAAGCAACCAUCCACAGACCAAAUCCGACGGAAUGUCCGGCACACUCUGAAGGAUAUCCUUUUGAGCAGAUUGAAAGAUUCUGACCUGAAAAUCUCUUCAGAGAAGGUGGCUGAGGUGGCCAAGAAAACAGAAAAAGAACUCUACUCAUUUUUUCAAGGCACAGAUAGCAAAUACAAAAGCAAAUACAGAAGCCUAACUUUCAACCUGAAGGACACCAAAAACAAUGUACUAUUUAAACGUGUUCUUCAAGGAGAAAUCUCUCCAGGAGACCUCAUUCGUAUGAGCCCUGAAGAAUUGGCCUCUAAAGAAUUGGCUGCUUGGAGACAAAGGGAAAAUAGACAUGCUAUAGAAAUGAUCGAAAAAGAACAGCGGGAGGCAGAGAGGCGGCCCAUCACUAAAAUCACCCACAAAGGAGAGAUCGAGAUUGAGAACCAGGAGCCCAUGAAAGCCCCCGAUGUCAUAGAACUAGAGCCUGAGCCAGUCCCAAAACCUCAAGAAGAGCCUGAGGAGAAGCCCCAGGUGGCAGAGCCGGAGUCCCCUAAAGACGUCAAAGACACCACCAGCCUGCACAAGUCCCACCUCUUUGAUCUCAACUGCAAGAUAUGCACUGGGCGAAUGGUUCCCCCUGUGGAGGAGCCGGUCACUAAGGUGGUUAAAGUAGCCACCACCGUUACGAAACGUCCAUCCACUUUGGAAGUCGAAGCUGCCCCCACACCUUCAUCAGGGAUAACCGACGAGCUUGACGCUUUAGAGGGCAGCCUUAUGACAUCCGGAAUCUUCUCCAGCUUUGAAGGACGAUCUGAAAGUCUGAGUAGCAAGGAAGAUCCAGCAGCAUUUCUUGCCAACUUGGAAUGCCUGUGGAAUGGUUAUGUGGAUAUGGCUGCGGUGGCCAAGCUGUUAACUAAAGCCUAUCCAGUCUCGGGAUCUUUGGACAAUUUAACUGAGGAUCUACCAGAGAACAUUCAAGUUGGUGGAAGGAUCUCGCCACAAAUAGUGUGGGACUAUGUUGAAAAAAUCCGGGCCUCUGGAACAAAAGAACUGUGUGUGAUUCGCUUCGCCCCGGAGACAGAAGAAGACGAGAUAUCAUACACGUUACUUUACGCUUACUUCAGCAGUCGCCGGAGAUAUGGAGUGGUUGCCAAUAACCGAAAGCUCGUUAAAGACAUGUAUCUCAUUCCGUUGGGUGCAACGGAAAAAAUUCCACAUCAUAUUGUACCUUUUGAUGGUCCAGGAUUAGAAUCCAAUCGUCCAAAUCUUUUGCUGGGACUUCUUAUCAGACAGCGGCCUAAGAGGGACUAUGGUGCUAUACUUCCCAUGCCUGCAAGUAGCCCUGCAGGUGUCUUACCUGAGACUGAAAAAACAGCUGAUCUAGUCGCAAAACCAGCAAAGGUUCUGCAGGUGGAAAAUGACUUCAUCAGCUCUUUGAAAGUUCCAUCAGUGAAGGAGGCUACACCACAUAAGCCAUCAGAGACCGAUGAUCCAUUGGGGACAGACCCUAUAGAAACUGAGGACUCAGCCACAGACCUUGGUCUGCUGGAUUCAUCUAAACCACUUCGAUUCCUCCCUGGGGUACUCCAAUCUGCGUCAGCCAAGGCAAGCAAGUCGACGGUGGCUGAGGAUGAGGCGAGCCAAGCGCAGAUCACCACAGGGCAUCAGGCCUUCCAGAGUGGUGCCGGAAGUCAGGGUGGCUCGGUCAAACCCACCACACCCACCACCCCUGUAAGUCUGAAUCGGUUUAUUAUAAAGAAGAAGGACGCUAAAACUGUCAAAAUGGAAGCAGGUCCAUCCAGUGAGACGGUAAAAUCUGUUACAGAUUCCAAAACAGUGAAAUUGGAGGCAGAUCCAUCUAGUCAAUCUGACACGUCAGUCACUGAUUCUAAAUCAGUCAAGACAGAUGCAAGUCCAUCCAUUAAAAUGGAAAAAUCGGUCAUAGAUUCACAAUCGGCCAAGACUGAUGCAAGUCCAUCCAUUAAAAUGGAAAAAUCGGUCACAGAUUCACAAUCGGCCAAGACUGAUGCAAGUCCAUCCGUUAAAACAGAAAAAUCUGUCACAGAUUCACAAUCGGCCAAGACUGAUGCAAGUUCAUCCGUUAAGACUGAAAAAUCUGAUACUGAUUCCAAGUCAAGAUUCCAGGCCAAGACAGAGACAGGUCAAUCCAGCAGCACUGUGGAAUCUGAGACCAUAUCAGCUAAAAUCUUGGGAGGUCCAUCAAGUGACACUGAGAAGUCUGUCCUGGAUAACGUAAUAGGAAAACAGAAAAGUGAUGUGCCAAGCAGCACAUUGCUGGUGUCUCUGAAAGACAAGCCAGCAGAUGUUUCCACAGAGGUGUUUCUUGCCAGCCUGUCCUCGCCCACUAAACCUGUGCCCAGCACCUCUGAUUCAUCAAAAGAAGCUGACUCUCUGUCCAACAGUGUCAGCUUGAGCCCAGAUAAACAGUCCAGUCCAGAUUCCACAACAGCUACUCUGUUGGACACUUCUGCCGAGGACAAACCUUCCACCACUUCAUCUAUCCCUGGAUUGUCCAGCCCAACAAGUAGUCCAAAACAGCCUUUUGCUGGUAUUUUAAAAAGCAGCUUAGAACAACCAAAACCAACUGAUGCAAAGAUGUCACCUCCUGAGCUUGAGGAUUUGGUUUCAGACAGGAAACAUUCUGAGCAACCAGACGCUCAGGAAGGGUCAAAAGACCGCAAAGAAGCUCCGCACUCAACGUCUGUGCCUAGCUCCUCAGAUCUGUCUCCAAAGGAAUUCCAACCUUUGAGAGACAUCCAAAGCAUCAAGACCAUUUCUUCCAACUGCAAGAGCAAAGACCCUCUGUCACCGCGUCCCUCUCUUCUCAACUCUCCCCCCUUAUUCCCUCCUGCUGCUCUCGGCCCACCACCUGCCCGGUUUCCUCCCCCAGGUCCUACAGUUCCAUUUCACCUCACCUCGCCACUGCCAAAUUUCUCCAAUCCCCCACCUUUUCUGCCACCACAAAUCUCGUCCAACAUGCGCUUCCCGCCACCAGGGCCUCCAGCCAUGUUGUUUCCCCAGAGUCGGACUCCUGCCCCUUCCUGGACUCCACCCGGCCCUCCCCUUCAGCCUGGCUUCCCCCCACCUCUCAACUUACUUGCGGUUCCACCAUUGCCUUUUGGGACUCCAAGGUUUCCCACCGAACCUGCGAAACCUACCCUCGUCUCGCCUAAAGAAAAAGGACCAGAUCAGCGUUAUCACGACCCCUGGGAAAGGCCACGGCGCUCGGAGGACAGCGGACCCAAGAAGCAAGAUCGGGAUCACCAUAGCCGAUCGAGGCAUCACUACGAGAAGAAAAGCAGGCACCACGACCGGGAUUACGAUCGAGAACGAGGAAAGCGCGAGCGGCGGAGCCGCAGCAGAACCAGGAGCAGAAGCCGGAGUCGGAGCAGAAGUAGAAGCCGCAGUCGGAGCAGAAGUCGGAGUCGAGACCGACACCACAGGGACCGGAGCAAGCACUCGAAGGAUGACCGCCAUUCGGACAGACGGAAAGAGAGACAUAGUGAUGAUUACAGUGGCCGUCACAAAGAUAAAGACAGGGACAAACACCGACGUGAUUCUGGACACGAGAAGGGAAAGAAGAGCUCAAGAGACAGACGUUCUUGAUUUUUACAAAUAUAAGCAAGAACUUCGCUUUAUGCCUUUUUCCUGACGAAAGCUUUUUUUAUUUUUCAGUACAAUAGAUCAAAUGUCUGUAGAGUUAUUGAUGUCCAAAACGUGCAGCUUUUUUUAAAACAGACUUGAAAGAAAGAAAAAAAAAAACAACAAAAAAUAUUUUUUAGGUUGAGUUACAGAUUUUAAACUUUCAUUUUAAUGGUUUUGCUUGCACUGACCACAUAGGCAACUGUGAUUGCUCAUAUCUACGAUACAGUCAACAAGUAACUUUCUUACUCUGCAUGAUUCAUCUAGAUGCAAGUGGUCAAAAUUAACACCACACUUCAAGAAAUCUACUACAAACAUGGAUUAUUUUUGCCAUUGAAGCAGUUUUUCCUCAACUGUUAUCUCUUUCUUGUUUGUAUUUUUAAAUGUCCCUUCCCGAAUGUCCUCUUCUUUUUUGUUUUUCGAAUUGUUUUGAGAUAAUUGUCUUUGUACAUUUUGGCUUGUCAUGCACAUUAGAAAUCAAGUGUGCAUUCAGCACCUUGUGUUUUCUGUACAGUUCAUAAUAAAGCUAAUCUUUUAUUGUUCAUAAAAA